Messenger RNA from Dichomitus squalens LYAD-421 SS1, 1333 nucleotides. Its product is annotated as Aldo/keto reductase. The record is from RefSeq and is a predicted model, not a curated record. The transcript is spliced from 8 exons. Lineage: Eukaryota; Fungi; Basidiomycota; Agaricomycetes; Polyporales; Polyporaceae. Bases 138 to 1154 code for a protein of 338 amino acids.
GUGACUUGAUCCACUCCACCUCGAGUACUACUCACGCCUUAUAGGGCUGAUUUUGAAGUCUACUGAUAAAGGUCGCUUCUGGAGUCCACUCAACUUACUUCGCAAGACUUUCCGUCAUCCUCCCAGCUCCAUCCUCCAUGGCAGAGUACCGUCAACUCGGCAAGUCUGGCCUUCGGGUCUCUGUCCCCAUCUACGGUGGCAUGUCCAUCGGAAACACGCAAUGGAGUCCAUGGGUCCUCCCUGAAGAAGAGGCUCUCACCGUUCUAAAGGCUGCGUGGGAUCAGGGGAUCAAUACCUUCGACACUGCCAAUCUCUACUCGAAUGGUGAUUCAGAGAGGGUUCUCAGUAAGUUCAUCAACAAGUACAGCAUUCCGCGCGAGAACGUCGUUAUCCUCACCAAGGUGUUCUUCCUCGUUCACAAGGAUGACCCUACCUCCGUCACCGUCCUUCGGCCAGAUCUGAAUGGUACCCGUGACUAUGUCAACCAGGGUGGGCUCUCGCGCGCCGCGCUCUUCAAUCAGGUCGAGGCGUCGCUCAAGCGUCUCGGCACGUCCUACAUCGACAUACUUCAGGUGCACACGUUCGAUCCGACUACGCCCAUUGAGGAGACGAUGAAGGCUCUUCACGACCUCGUUGAAAGUGGAAAGGUGCGAUACAUCGGCGCAUGCAACUUGCGUGCCUGGCAGUUUGCCGAGAUGAAUCGCGUUGCGGACGUGAACCACUGGACGAGGUUCUCGAGCAUCCAGAUCGAGUACUCGCUCUUGUACCGUCCUGAGGAAUUGGAGAUGAUUGCGUACGCCAACUACCGUGGCAUUGGCGUUAUUGGCUACUCCCCGCUCCUUGAUGGUCACCUUGCGCGCCCGCUCGAUACUGUUACUCCUCGCUCGAAGAGCGUCUCUGGGACGUUCUUCGAAAAACCCCGGCGUGACUCCGACAAGAAGAUCAUCCAGCGCGUUGAGGAGCUCGCGAAGAAGAAGCAAUGGACGAUGAGUCAAGUCGCACUGUCUUGGGUGGCGUCAAAGAUCACUGCACCCAUUGUCGGUGCCAACUCGCCCGAGCGUGUUGCUGAGAGCGUCAUCACUGGCAAGGUUCUCUCUGAUGAUGAACUCAAGUACCUCGAGGAGCCCUAUGAAAUCCAGGGACCAAGGUUCUAAGUCACGCAUGUGCGUGUGGAGUACUUCCGGGAACAUUGUUGUCCGUUAUCGCAUGAAGCCCUCGGUCUGUUGAUGCUGCGUGUUGUAGUAGUAUUGUCCUGAACGUGUAUGCCAUUGUGGGCGAUAGUGCAUCGUGUAGCGCCUGUGCAGAGUGAUAAGAAUCUUUGCAACCUCGAAAA